Molecule: messenger RNA, 3143 nt
Organism: Lineus longissimus
Lineage: Eukaryota; Metazoa; Nemertea; Pilidiophora; Heteronemertea; Lineidae
Product: zinc finger protein 271-like
Exons: 4
Coding region: 279-2774 (831 amino acids)
Biological process (GO): regulation of DNA-templated transcription
Molecular function (GO): DNA-binding transcription factor activity, RNA polymerase II-specific; RNA polymerase II cis-regulatory region sequence-specific DNA binding
Source: RefSeq, a predicted model, not a curated record
AGGGGCGAGGUGCCUAUUGCGAAAAUGAUUGGUUGACGAAACAAUGGCCUUGGCUGGCCUUGUGUUGUGACGUCAAAAUAUUAUUUUUUUUUACACCGAGGGGUUUUCCUGUUUAUCUUCAUGGCUUAGGCCUAAAGGGGGACUAUAGCCUGGAGGAGAGGGGCUAAUGUGGCCAUCUUCAACUCAAGUGACUAGUAUAGUUGACCAUCAAGUCUUUCGUGCUAGAACUUCGUUGGUGAUCUGAAUCUGUGAUCAUCGUAAAGAAGAUCACGUGGAACAUGGACAAAAACAAGAAUACCGUGCAUCACCAGAUCCAAACUGACUAUGAUGUUGGCCUAAGUAUAGAGUGUACCGAAGAGAUUGAUGACUGUCAGCCUGUUCAAGUUAAAUGUGAGCCUGUCAAUAAUGAAGAAGUGGAUUCAUCUGAUCAGGUCAUGGAUGAUAAACAUGUAGGGUGUCGUAUCAAAACAGAACCAUGUGAUGAUGCAGAAAAUGAAGAGGCUGGAUAUACUGCGAAAAGAAAUCUUGGUCACGUAGACUCAAAUCUCGCUGCUGAGGGGGGUAUGGAACAGUGUGUUUCUGUUAAGACUGAACCUUAUGAUCAGAUAGAACCUUGUGAUGAUCUUGUUAUAUUUGAACCAAGUAGGUCUGAUAACAUGGUGUCAACAUUUCAAUAUGAAAAAUCUUCCACCAACUAUCCAGAUCAAAUGCAAACUGACCCAGAUUGUAGCAUUCCAUUUGAAGUGGAUGAAUAUGAAUGUACAGAAUUACAAGAUUUGGGAUCAAAACAAGUUUGUAUCAAAACCGAAAACUUGGUUGAAAACAAUAAAAGUGUCAAAAAGGAACUAAAUUCUAGUAGCAGUGGUAGCACUGCCUUCUCUGACGGUCCGACAAAUAUGUAUGUAUUCCCUCAAGCUACUGCAACUUCUGACUCCAAGCAUGUAAAACAGAGGUUGUCGGGGCUGGCUAGCUUAGAUGGUACGGGUGAUGAGGAGAGCGUAGGGUCUCCGUCUUAUUGCCAACCAAACUUUUCUGCUGCACCUCGGCCAGGACAGCUUCCGAUUCAUGUUGUUGAUUCGUUACACCGUGAUAAGAUGAAAAUGGAGGAGGAGACUGGAGUUACUUGUACAUGUAUACCCAAUUUACAUAUGCAGCCAACAGCAACCCAGCAUGAGCCCGAAACUGAAGCUUUAGAUCUCAGCCAGACUGCUGGUCAGUCCACUGGUGAACCUUCCCCAGUGUGUGUCAUCAUCAGAAACGCUCAGGGCUCCAAAAGCAAGCAAGCAACAACGAUCUGCAAAUCUUCAGUUUUGUUUUAUUCACAGGCAGAUCCAUUCAAUUGGGACGAGUCUUCAAAUUCUCAAAGUUCAGAAAAUGUUAUGUCUCCAUUGCUUCUGCAAGGUGGUGCAGAGUUUGACAUUGCAAAACAACAUGGCAAACACCUCGAAUCUCAUUCGUGCAAAUUUUGCGACGUACAAUUUGCAAACUUUGGAUUCCUUCAAGAUCAUGAAUCUGUCUGUGUAAAGAGAAAACAACACAAAUGCAGUUAUUGUCGAAAAGAGUUUGCGCUGAAAAAAUAUGUUAUUCGACAUGAACGCAUUCACACAGGAGAAAAGCCAUUCGGAUGUGCGCAUUGUGAGAUGAGGUUUACUCAGAAACCAAGUCUAAUAGUACACCUGCGUACUCACACCGGAGAAAGACCAUUCAAGUGCGAAUAUUGUGAGAUGUGUUUCACCGACAAGAAGAAUCUCAAGCGCCAUGAACGUAUUCACACUGGUGAAAAACCAUUCGGUUGCAGCCUUUGUGAGAGGCGAUUUACCCAGAAGCAGCACCUUUUAGUCCACGAGCGUACUCACACUGGUGAAAAACCUUUCAGUUGUGAACUUUGUGAAAAGACAUUUUCAGUUCGAGGUAACCUUUUGCUUCAUCAGCGUGUUCACACUGGUGAAAAACCAUUUCGUUGCGGCUUUUGUGACGAGAGUUUCACUGUGAAGAGUCGUUGUACAGAACAUGAGCGUAUUCACACGGGUGAGACACCAUUUGAAUGUACGCAUUGUGGCAAGGCUUUCAUUGGUAGACGUAAUCUUACACAGCACGAACGUUCUCACACUGGGGAAAAGCCAUUCGCUUGUGAUUAUUGUGAUAUGUCAUUUCCAAACAAGAGUCGCCUUUCCCUGCAUGAAAGUAUUCAUACAGGUGAUAGACGAUUCAAAUGUCCACAUUGUGAGAGAACCUUUAACACAAAGGGUCGUUGUGCAGAACAUGAGCGUGGUCACACUGGUGAGAAGCCAUUUCAAUGCAACCAUUGUGAAAAGGCCUUUGGUAGUAAACGCCAUCUUACACAACAUCAACUCAUUCACAUUCACACCGAGGAGAGACCAUUCAAAUGUGGACACUGCGAGAGGGGGUUUACUUAUAAGAGCGUCCUUGUGCAACAUGAGCGUAUUCACACUGGAGAAAAGCCUUUUAGGUGUGGACAUUGUGAGAAAGGGUUUACAAGUAACGCAAAGCUCGAACGACACGAACGUAUUCACACUGGAGAGAAACCAUUCCCGUGUACUCAGUGUGAGAUGAGGUUUACUGAGAAGGGUCAACUCACGCGACACUGGCGUAUUCACACUGGAGAAAAACAAUGCAAAUGUUCGCAGUGCGGGAAAGGGUUCGCCAGUAAAGCAAAGCUUGACCAACACGAACGAGUUCACGAUUGCUUAUAUGUUGAUGAAUUGCCCAUGUCGCUUUCAGAUUAUACAGUUAAUAAGGCCAAAAAAAGUUAAUGAUAUGUUUCUGGUAUCAUGGUCAACUGAAAAUGGAUGCGGUCAUGCGGGGUUUUUUUCUGUGAUAAUUUUGAUUAUUUUAGUUAGCUAUAAAUUUGGCGAUAUCCAAUCUACUAUUACACAGAGGUAAAAUGGAAGGAACAAAUGCAUUUAGCAAAUGCAGGCGCAUGUCGCUCUGAGCUUGGCAGGUUGAGAUGGACGGUUUGUUCAUUUCUCUCUUGUCUGCCUUUUGUGAGUAAGAGCAUAUCAAUUUCUUCCAUUAUUUCCUGGUGUCAUUUAGGCUCAUCUUCUGUGUGACAUGCACCUGGUUUUGCUGUGACUGGUCACAUAUGUGUUAACAUGAUUCUUACUUCGUACACAGCAAAUAAA